Molecule: messenger RNA, 6620 nt
Organism: Gymnodraco acuticeps
Lineage: Eukaryota; Metazoa; Chordata; Actinopteri; Perciformes; Bathydraconidae
Gene: ppp1r9a
Product: protein phosphatase 1, regulatory subunit 9A
Exons: 20
Coding region: 751-4152 (1133 amino acids)
Biological process (GO): actin filament organization; calcium-mediated signaling; neuron projection development
Cellular component (GO): postsynaptic density; cytoplasm; actin cytoskeleton
Molecular function (GO): actin filament binding
Source: RefSeq, a predicted model, not a curated record
AGCAAACUGAGGACUCAAGCUAGCCGAGGAAGUGGCAAAGAAGGGAUGUCCUUUAGUUUUGUUGAAUCAGCUUCAUAUUCGCACGUUGUCUUGGUCAGGAGGUGUUUAGCAGGAGAGCACAUACAACAAGGAUUGCUACUGUUUGGACCAGUUUUGGUUUUCUGCACAUUAUGACUUUGAGCUUUGUUCUUAACACAGACCUGGAAGUGAAAGUAGUCUGUGUCACAACAAGCAGAAGGAUGUUGCUUAGGACUAGAGUCGACAUGUAACAGCCAGUUUAAUCUUCGAGCGCUCUAUAAAGGCGUAUAUCGGACCAGCCCUUGCAGACCCUGCCACAGUGCAGAUUUCCGUGAGACGAGCUGCCAAAUCUCAUCGCCACCCCUACAGAGCAACUGGCAGCAUCGCCCACUGCCUGCAAUGGCGUUGUAGCGGCUGUAGUGUGUCCAAACCUUUCUGUAGUGGCAAAUCCAUAUCGGACAAUUUACGAGCGUGGGAGAGAUAUGUUUUUAUCGGAAGGUUUUGCAACAACAGCAUCCAUUUUCCCAACGAGUUUAGCCUCUGGAUUACAGUUUGUUUGUAUCAAGCGUCAAACGAAGCCGGAGCCAUAAAUGUGUGAAUGGGCCUAAAUACGAUAAUAUCAAGUGGAUCUGAUUAGGCGGCACAGCGGUAGUUCAAAUUAGACUCCUCACUUCCAGAUUGUAAUGAGGCCACGGCGAUGCUGACACCCCCUCUGAAUCCAAAGACAUCAUCAUGCUGAAGACGGAGGCCUCGGGGGAGAGGACCUGCCUCCGGAGUGCCUCCCCCCACCGAAAUGCCUACCGAGCUGAGUUUCAGGCACUCAAGAAGUCCUUCGAUCAGCCUCGGGUAGAAAGAAACUCCAAGCCCAAAGACCAAGAACGGGUGAAACAGCCAAGGGGCCGGCAGUAUGGCGGCCAUGUCAGUCGCAUUAAGGACAUGUUCAUGCAAAUGGGCACAGAUGUACCAGCCAAGGCUAGUGAUGAUUUAUCACCUCAAAAGAUGGUCAAGCCCACCAACUUCAUCAACAAGGCCGAUGGAUCAGUCAUAAAACUCCAGCAUUCCUUAUCAGCUGACAAGGUUGGAGUUUCUGGAGCCAAGUUCUCCGAAACCAGGAAGCUGUUUGAGCAGCAGUCACGGGACCAGUCCCAAUCCCCAGUCUUUGCAUCGGGACGUGAUAAACGAGGUUCCCAUGAGCACCUGGAUGACUGGCGAGGUUCCAGGUCUAAUCGAGGCAGCACAGACUCCUUGGACUCACUUUGCUCCAGAACAGAGGCGUCCUCGCCAACUGUCAGUCAACUGAGUGCUGUUUUUGAAAAUGCUGACCAACACAACCAUGGUUCGCACCACAAAGGAGUCAGCAGACGGGCCCUCUACUCGCCAGACAAUUUCAACCGCCAUGGAGGUGAUGUCAGUGAAGAUGAUUCAAGACAAUCUCCAGUACAUGGAAGCUACCGGAGCAGGACAGGGGGAACGUUUCCUUCAUCCCUGUCCGCUGAUGACAUCCUCAGCCCCAGUCCUGCAACAGAGACUUCAGUGUUGAAACCAGAACCACAUGAGGAAAAAGUCCAGGACAAAGCAGACAAGUCUGAGACUACCAACGGAGGCAGACAGCGUCUUUCAGGGGUCACCACCAAUGGAAGCCAGGCCAAUGGUUCAUGCGAAGAAGAGGAGACACCUUUAGAAAAAAUAAAAUAUACUGAUGACUUCGGGGAGUCCAACACUUCAAAACCUACAGACAAUGCCGUGAUUACUGAAAAAGGUACUGAAGAUGCUUCCCCUGAGCCAUUGCCAACCCCAAAUACAGCUGCUGGGGAAAGCCAGGAGGAUGGGGAUGGUUCAAGAGAAGAAAAACCCUCUGAAUCUCCCAAGGACCAGGUGGAAGACCCCGAUGAGGAAUACGUUGGGAAUGAGCGGGUGAUUUUUAACGCAGACGGGGAUGCCUGUUACCAGGGCUGGGGGGAAAGCUGCACUGAUCCUGAGGAUGACCUCUACGGAGACGAUGAGGAUAUUGUCUACGACCCGGGAUGUGAUCUGACGGAGAUUCCCGGUCUACCACAUGAAAACAAAGACGACAUCCCUCAGAAGAGGAAGAUUGGUUUCAGCACUGCCCCCAUUAUAGUUUUCAACACCUACUCCAACGAGGAUUAUGACCGUCGUAACGAGGAGGUGGAUCCUGUGGCCUCCUCCGCAGAGUACGAGCUGGAGAAGAGGGUGGAGAAACUGGAGCUCUUCCCUGUGGAGCUGGAGAAAGAUGAAGACGGUCUGGGGAUCAGCAUCAUCGGGAUGGGUGUCGGCGCUGACGCAGGCCUGGAAAAACUGGGCAUCUUCGUCAAGACCGUCAUCGAGGGCGGAGCUGCUGAGACGGACAGCAGGAUCAAGGUGAACGACCAGAUCGUGGAGGUGGAUGGGACCAGCCUGGUGGGCGUCACCCAGAGCUUCGCUGCCUCCGUCCUCAGGAACACAUCCGGAGUGGUCAGGUUUGUGAUUGGCCGGGAGCGUCCGGGCCAGCAGAGCGAGGUGGCCACGCUCAUCCAGCAGACCCUGGAGCAGGAGAGGAGGCAGAGAGAGCUGCUGGAGCAGCAGUACGCUCAGUAUGACGCCGACGAUGACGAGCAGACAGGAGAGUACGCCACAGAUGAGGAGGAUGGGGACGGGACGGUGGCGGGCGAGGACAAGAACAUUGAGGUGUUUGACUUGCCAGAGUCCGAGGAAAUCUUGUCUCCCACAGAGUUAGACGCCACUAAACUCUACCAGAAGUUCAGAGAGCUCCAGAUCAAACACACAGUGACGGAGGCCGAGAUCCAGAAGCUUAAAAACAAGCUAACGUCAGUGGAGAGGGAGAAGCAGCGCUGGGAGAAGGAGAAGAGCCAGCUGAAGGCCAGCAUCGAGGAGAACAAGGAGAGGAUGCUGAAGCUGGAGAGCUACUGGAUCGAAGCGCAGACCCUCUGCCACACGGUCAACGAACACCUGAAGGAGGCGCAGGCACAGUACCAAACUCUGGAGAAGAAGUACAACAAGGCCAAGAAACUCAUCAAAGACUUCCAGCAGAAAGAGGUGGAGUUUAUCCAGAAGGAGGAUGGGGAGAGGAGGCGGCUGGAGGAGGCUGAGAAAUCUCACCUGGCAGAGAUCCAGGGACUGCAAGUCAGGAUUGUAACAUUAGAGUCGGAGCUAAUGCAGCUGAUGAAGCAGAACGGCAUCCAGGUGAACAACAACAACAGCAACAGUGCUGAGAGGCUCGGCGCUCAGCAGAGCAGCCCCAACAGAGCGGCAGCAGCCAGAGACCCCAGGGAGGGCUCUCCAUACUCACCCAGCAAGAAGAAGAGCCUGAGAGUCCGAGACAGCAUCAGCUCCACUGAAGGAGAGGUCUCAGAGGGGCAUGGCAGUCCCGCCCACAGUCGAUCUGGUUCGAUUCGUAGUGUGGCUUCUUAUGAUGGAGGGGUCCUCAGAGACCCUGGCAGCGCAGAGAGCUCCCCCAGACGAACACUGCACCAUCCGUCCACUGCAGGUUCUCAGUCUCCUGCCAUGUCAAGCCCCUCGCACGGUGUGGAUGAAAACAGACAAGCAACAGAUCCUGGCUCCACAGAGCCGUCAGCAGAGGACAGUCCAGGAAAACUCACGGCUAAGGGCCCCGCUCUGAAUGAUGAUCUGAGCGCCAGCAGCAGCAGCUCGGUGGAGAUCAGCGGCCUGCUGAGUGAAGCCAAGAUGUCGGGACGCUCACACACACUGAUGCUCUCCUCAGAUGAGAGUCUGGAUAUGAUAGAUGAUGAGAUCCUGGACGAGGCACAGUUUUCGAAGCAGUAUCAGUGGCAGAACAGCAGCAUCGCAGAGUGGACCCCCCAGCAAGUGGCCCGCUGGCUCAUGGGCCUCAACUUGGAACAACACAUCCCAGAAUUCACUGCCAAAAACAUUGAUGGAGAGCAGCUGCUGCAGCUGGAGAGUCCUGAGCUUAAGGCCCUUGGAGUUACUUCUUCCCAGGACCGUGCCCUGAUCAAGAAAAAGAUCAAAGACCUUAAACUUCUGAUGGAGAAGGCCAAGAGGAACAGAGAGAAAGUGGAGAAACAACGCGAGAAGCUACGGAAGAGAGAGCUGGAGGAGCAGCAGAAAGAGGAGCGCAAAGAAAGUGCGGCAGAGUGAAGUGAAUUGUUGGAUCACCUGCCGCGUUACUGUAGCACCACACCACGUAGCAUCUCGAGGAACAGAACGUCAGUAGGCCCCACAAAUGAACCCUGAGGGACACCUGCUCAGUAGUUCAAUAGUUCUCAGUGGUUAAGCUACAAACCCAACUGUCGGAGAUUGUUAAGUGACUUUUUCACCAAGAGAAUCAAACCAAAAUGAGCAGUUGGAUAAAAAAAGAUCCUGCCCCGUUAAUUUGCCUCAUUUUACACCCAUCCUGUGUUUUUAGCCAUUUAAGAUUUUACUCGGUUCUAUUUAUUUGCUUUUAAUUGCUGUAAAUUAGGUUUAUUUAUUCAUAUGCAGAGUAAGUCUGUGGAGUUAAUCUCAUUCUAUAUCAUCGUCAGAGCCGUCUACAUUACCCAUCACAGCACCCGUAGAUAUUACAUCCAUGUACAGUGAUAAAUACAGAUAUGUCUCAUGUGCCAUUUUGAUAGACUUAUGUAUAUCCUGUUCAGAAUCGGUGAAAUCGCUCUUUUGAUUCGCCGAAGCACAUACAGGUCGGGCCUGUGUGGUGGAAUACAUGAGGCAGUACUUAUCUCCCACCACUGGGUGUCCCCACGCUGCUUACUUUCACUACUGAAGGAGGCAACACUGGAACUUUCCUACAGGAGCUGAAGCAACUUUCAUUGAGAGAAAUAGCUCUCCUGAUAAUUGCAAGAACACUGGAAGUGGAAACACUGUAAAUGUAACCUCUGCACUGGCUUGUCCAAUGCUGCUUACAGUAUACAUGUACCAUAGAAAGCGGUUCACACGGUAUGAUUGAUGAAGAGGACAUAUUGAACUGGUUCUAAUGGAUACUUCAGGUACAAUGUAAUGAUAACAUGUGUAACUUACCAAACCUGUACCAGAAAAACAAAAAAAAUGUUAAAUGGAACUUCCUGCUUAUAUGCAUAAUGUGGCUUUGACACCGCUUGUAACCUGCUUUUGACCUCUUUUUAUAUUCUCUCUCAAUAACAAAGUUAUUCCCCGCCGCUGCCUUUAGAAAUUCUAGAGAAGUUGAAUUUUUCUGAACACUACCCGCUUCUGUGUGAGUAUAGAAACACAUACAGUUAACAUUUCUAACAUUUUUUUUUCAUGAAAAUGUACAGUUAACCAUGCAAAACACUUUGGAAUAUUCUGAAUAUUAUUAGGGAAUGCUGCCAUAUAGACGAGUCAUCUCUGUGAUGCAGGACAGAUGCAGGAUGCACCUAAUACUACUGAUAUUACACUGGAAUUUGCAACUGAUAGAUGCAAUAUACUUUGAACUUACCUGUAAAACUGGUUCAAUAAGACUUUUGACUUACUUGUUAGAUAAAAAAAAGAUAAACCUUUUGAAAUUAUUUUGUAUUUUAUGCAAUUAUUGUUUUAGGAUUACGAGACAUGCUCCCUGUGUUACUUCUUGAGCAUUCCCGAGAAUCAUUCCGUAGAUUUACAGUAAAUACAGAGACAUCAGAGUCACCGUGAUCUUAUCAAAGGCAGCUUUGGUUAUGAUUCCCUCUUUGUCUCAAGGACCCUGCCUGGUGUACUGUAAAUCAGUUAAAACAAGAAGAAGAAUCUGGGUUACAGAUGCAAUGCCACAGUAAAACAGGAAUCACUGAUCUAUUCAUGUUAUUAUUUAUUUAUUUCUGUAUUUAAUGAAGCAACUGACUACUGUUUAUGAUAGCUUAUAUGAAAAUAAGAGUACUAUUAACACCUAAAAAUGAUUUAUCCAGAAUUGUAUGAUUACUUCCUAUUGCCAAAAUAUAAGUAAACCUGCUCAUUCAAAAGUGAUUUUAGAUUAAAAUGGUUGUUAUGAAAUGAAGGAUUAUAAAUUUGAAAGUGCAAAGCGAGAAGAAAACGCAGUAAUGCUCCCUCAUUGUGCUUGUGGUUUUCCUUUAAUACAACCAUAGUGCUGCUCCAGUAUAACUCCAAUAAACUGUUCAUGUUGUAUUCUUAUGGAAUAUUUUCUAACACCUGAACCUUUUCUGUGAAUACCCCCCAAAACCUCCCCUGUCAGGUCAGUCCGCUGGCUGCACUCUUUUGAUUCUUUUGUAUGUAUAGUAAAACACUGAGAGCAAUACGCUGUAAGAAUCCUAAAGCCUUGUUUUCUAUCGUGUCAGUUUUUGUCUGAGGGCUGAGGAGGCUUGGGGGUCACACCUGAGGCCAUAAAGUGACUCCAGAACUUUUCUAUUUGCUUGCCUGAGCUUGCCUACGCAUGAUGAAACCAACGUGUGGAUGAGACCCUGGUGCUCCUGGCAGGCGUUUGAGUCAUGUCCUGAAGGGUUUUUCUUUCAUGUGUACGUAGAGAGCAAAAGAUCAUCACUACAAACUGCUAGCCAUUGCUUUGAUUCUUUUAAAAAGCUGUGCUUGUUCUCCUCCUUUUUUGUCAUUACCUUGCUCUCUUUUCCGCAUUCUGAAAAGUUUGAAAGGGCAGCUAGCUGUCACACUGAAUAAAAUGUGCGGUCACUGUC